GGAAGGGCGCCCCUGGGCUGGAGGCCGGAUGUUUCAGGCUCUGGGCGCCGGUUUUGGCUCGCUUGCAGCCGGAGAGACGACGCUUGCAGUCCUUCACUCUGGCUUUCCCAUCACGGUCUGCCGUGGCAGUGCAAUCGGAUGGGCGCAGCGCCGUUCGCCGCCGCGCGCCACAUAGCGGCCCACACACUGCGGAGAAGCAAACAUCUGGUGGAUCGAGAUGGGUAUGGAAAGAGCGGUGACGCAGCCUGACAGCAGUCCUUCUAUAUUUUGAACAGAGUCCAAGUUCUCACAGAUUUUUCCUUCAUCCUCGUCCAGAUUGAUCCUCGACCUGCCCUCGUCUUAGCAUUGGAGAAGAAGACAUCGUCUGAUGUCUGAGCUUGGCCAGGGAGGGGGGCAAGCGACCGCGCGUCCGCGGCGGCAGCCCGCGGAUGGCUCCCACCGGCGUGUCGCUGGACCAGUCGGAGCAUCCGCGGGUCGUAGUGCAGUUCUGGCGACAGGGGGUGGAGCCACGUGAUCUGGAAUUGUUAUGCCUGCAUUCGACGGGUGGUCACUGGACCAGUUUUCAAUACAUAUGCCGAUCAGUUGGUGCUGGUUCCAGCUCGGAGCAUUUUUUCGGAGGUGGCCUCGAAACAGUUCUGAACACUGGCGAGAGGAGCAGAGGGCAUCCAGCAUGCAUCAAGUCUUUUUUGCCUCGCGCUUAUUUGACGAAUCGCCGCCGCCUUGCGGGUUUCAUCGCUUGUGUUGCGAAUCACGUUCGCGUCUGUCAUUGGUGCACGCGGGCUCAAAGAGCUGACUGACGGCACUGCGGACAGAACGGGAGUGAGCGCAGCUAGAGGGCGCGUUCCGGCACCGUUAGUAUUGCUCGUCCCAUCGCUCUCUCUGAACCACCUCUGAUUGACCAUCCUUAGGGCCAAUUAUAUCGCACAACCACAUCGAAUGCAUCGAUCUGUUUACCAGCACCUUCAGUCAGACCCCCGUCGCCCACAAGUGCAAUAGUCUUGGGGCCGAGCUCGUGUAGCCAUUUAGCGCAACCGCGGGGGAUUCGGUUGAACAGCUCAGGCGCUGAUUCAAUCACGUGUGCAACUGCGUUUUUCUUCGCGCCCAUCUCUGGAGUAGGGUGCGCCAUUUUUGAACCGAAAUGACGUCCUCAAGUCUUGGGCCAACAUGGCUGCAGGGAGCGA
Molecule: messenger RNA, 1181 nt
Organism: Prorocentrum cordatum
Lineage: Eukaryota; Dinophyceae; Prorocentrales; Prorocentraceae
Source: the annotation of a GenBank genome assembly